Eucalyptus grandis is the source of this 1637-nucleotide messenger RNA. RefSeq names its product mitogen-activated protein kinase kinase kinase 1-like. The transcript is spliced from 8 exons. Gene Ontology annotation, molecular function: protein kinase activity; ATP binding. NCBI's taxonomy places the organism in Eukaryota, Viridiplantae, Streptophyta, Magnoliopsida, Myrtales, Myrtaceae. Gene Ontology annotation, biological process: protein phosphorylation. The coding region runs from base 208 to 1329 and encodes 373 amino acids. The record is from RefSeq and is a predicted model, not a curated record.
GCUGUUGGCAUGGGAAUAUUCGUCGGACUUGGGGGCAAAUACCUCCUCACUUUGAAGUGGUCAUACAAAAUCAGCCACAAUAUUAUCCUUCCGAUCAGUAACUAUUUUGAACCCAUUGCAAAUCCCUUUUUCCCUUCUUAGAUCUUUCUCCUCUGCGCGUUUUGAUCUUCUUCGUCUGCAAAGCGCGCAUGAGGCAGCCUAGCGCAAAUGGCGGAGAGAAGCGCUGGGUCGAUUGGCUCUUCUACUGCUUCCACGAUCUUCUACAGCUGCCCUUCCACGAUCUUUCACAGCUGCCCUUCGUCUGAAGUGAAUUGGUCAGAUAUAGAUGAUUCCGACCAUUCUUUGUCAAUUGCUGCUGAAAAUGAGUCUGAGGAUGAGGAUGAUGUGGGAAACACCUCUACUGAAGAUGAGGAGUCUGAGGAUGAGUCUGAGGAUGAGGAUGAUGUGGGGAACACUUCUACUGUCAUCAAUUUGGAACCAUCGCGCCUUAUUUCUUCUGAGGGGAGUUUUAAAGAAAAAAUCACCUCAUGGCAAAAGUGGGGGCCGCUGGGAAAGGGGUCAUCUGUUUAUGAAGUCAACACUGAUAAUGGAUCCUUCUUUGCUGUGAAGGAGGUUCCUUUGUUAGAUCAAGGAAAUCAAAGCAAUCAGAACUCGUUGCAGCUUGAGCAGAAAAUUAAGCUUUAUAGACAACUUGAACAUGAGAACAUUGUUCGAUAUAUCGGCACAGACAAGGAUAACGAGAAGCUUUAUGUGUUCCUUGAGCUCAUGCCCAGAGGUUCACUUUCAACUUUUUACCACAAAUACGGCUUGAGAGAAUCCCAAGUCUCUGCAUACACUAGGCAAAUUCUAGAGGGUUUGAAGUAUCUUCAUGAUCAGAAUGUGAUACACAGGGAUAUUAGAUGUGCCAAGAUACUGGUUGGCGCAAGUGGAUCUGUGAAACUUACUGACAUUGGAAUGGCAAAUGCCAUUGAAUUGAAUGAUGCUAAUUCCUUUAGAGGAACUAUUUUCUGGAUCGCACCUGAGGUCAUCAAAAAUGGACGCAACGGAAGCUGUGGGUUGGCAGCUGAUAUUUGGAGCCUUGGGUGCACUGUUUUAGAGAUGUUAACAAGCAAGAGGCCAUAUUCUGAAUUUGGAGAUGAGCAAGCAUUGGAGAAAAUAUUCAUGGGUGUACUUCCUGAAAUUCCUGAAUAUUUGUCAAGAGACGCUCAAGACUUCAUCCACAAAUGCUUGCAAGUAGACCCGAAGGAUCGGCCUUCUGCAGCACAGUUGCUAGGCCAUCCUUUUGUAAGGAAGCCACCUACUUCUGCUGGUUCUGCUUCACCUCGUUAAAAAAUCAAAUUGUCAUGAGGUUUUUCCAUGCCAUCCCUUUUCGAUCCAUUGCUCUGAAGAUCUUCUUUGGGGCUAAUGGGAAGAUACCUCCAUUAACUUACCACAUUUGUACUAUUUAGUCCAAAAAUCAUAACAUUUACAGUCUACGCUAAACUUUUAGAUUGGAGCAAGUGUAUUUAUGGUGUCUACGGUCCGUUUCCCAAUUCCCUAACGAACUCGUCACGAUCUACCGUUUUCUCCAUAAGUUUUAAUUAACUCAUUACGCUAGACAUUAAGAUAGUAAUAACAGAAUGGAGCAAUAUUCAGCU